AUGUUCGUGGAUCGGAUUUUCUCUGGUAUCCAGCCGACUGGGACGCCUCAUCUGGGGAACUACCUUGGAGCCAUUCAGAACUGGGUGAAUCUGCAGGAAGAGUGCAACUCAGUGUUAUAUAGCAUUAUGGACAUGCACUCUCUCACCAUGCCCAAGGAACCAGCUGUCCUGCGCCAGAACAUACUGGACACCACUGCUGCCAUCCUUGCCUGUGGUAUUGACCCAAAGAAAUGUUUCCUGUUCCGACAGUCACUGGUUUCUGAGCAUGCAGAACUUGCCUGGAUUCUUGGGUGCUUAACUGCUGUGCCACGUCUGCUACGCUUGCCCCAGUGGAAGAUGAAGCGUGCCAGCCAGAAUAAUGAAGGAAGUGUUGGUUUGUUGACUUACCCUGUGCUUCAAGCAGCAGAUAUUUUGCUGUACAAGUCGACACAUGUUCCCGUUGGAGAAGAUCAAGUCCUGCACCUGGAACUAGCCCAAGAUAUAGCACAACAUUUCAACAAGAAAUAUGGAGAAUUCUUUCCUGUGCCCAAAGCCAUUUUAAGUACAACGAAGAAAAUAAAAUCACUCAGAGAUCCAGCAGUGAAGAUGUCCAAAUCAGACCCGCAGAAGUUAGCAACUGUUAACAUAGCAGACAGCCCUGAUGAAAUAGUGCUGAAAUUCCGCAAAGCUGUGACUGACUUUACCUCUGAGGUGACCUACGACCCAGCCAGUCGCCCUGGUGUCUCCAAUCUGGUGUCCAUUCAUGCUGCAGUAACGGGGCUUAGCAUUAAAGAAGUGGUGCACCAGUCUGCUGGUCUUGACACUGCUCACUACAAAAUGGUGGUAGCAGACUCAGUUAUUCAAAAAUUUGCACCUAUCAGGAAUGAAAUCAAGAAACUCCAGGAAGACAAAUCCCAUCUGUUAAAGGUCUUAGAGGAUGGAGCAGAGAAAGCCAAAGAACUGGCUACCCCCAUCUAUAAAGAAAUAAGAAGACUGGUGGGAUUUCAAUAG
Molecule: messenger RNA, 990 nt
Organism: Apaloderma vittatum (bar-tailed trogon)
Lineage: Eukaryota; Metazoa; Chordata; Aves; Trogoniformes; Trogonidae
Gene: WARS2
Product: tryptophanyl tRNA synthetase 2, mitochondrial
Exons: 5
Coding region: 1-990 (329 amino acids)
Biological process (GO): mitochondrial tryptophanyl-tRNA aminoacylation
Cellular component (GO): mitochondrion; mitochondrial matrix
Molecular function (GO): ATP binding; tryptophan-tRNA ligase activity
Source: RefSeq, a predicted model, not a curated record